Mangifera indica (mango) is the source of this 1835-nucleotide messenger RNA. Its product is annotated as vacuole membrane protein KMS1-like. NCBI's taxonomy places the organism in Eukaryota, Viridiplantae, Streptophyta, Magnoliopsida, Sapindales, Anacardiaceae. The record is from RefSeq and is a predicted model, not a curated record. The coding region runs from base 289 to 1551 and encodes 420 amino acids. The transcript is spliced from 8 exons.
UGGUGUAGGUGGUGUUGUGAGGGACGAGACUGUGUCUGAAAAGAGAGAGAGAGAGAUGAAAGUAUAAGAGAUUGAAUCGCAAACCCUCUCUAGCAUCACAUUCUUUCUCUCCUUUUAUUCGCUCCUUUUUAGAUCUGUGCUUUUCGCCCCUUUUUAAAUCCCGCAGAGAUUUAAUUUAUUCAUUCUAAUCCAUCUUCUCUUCUAUCCACCUCAUUUUGGGGAACAACAGAUUUCUCGUUAUUUUUUUAAAGGGUUUUUGUUUUUGUUAAAUUGAAAUAUGUAUGUGUAAUGUGGUCUGGCAAAGGAGCGACUUCGUCUUCACGAGAUAUGGACACGUCGAUCUUAGAUCCCGAUGAGCGGCAUCAACAGGAGUUAGAAAAUCUGACACUAACAGCUCAACCCUUCAAAACGUUUAAGUAUUUCAUUUUGGCUGUGGUUCAAUAUCUUAAGCGAUCAACAUCGUAUCUUUUGGCAAAAGGAGGAUGGCUUAUGCUCCUAAGUACUGUGGUUGUAGCUGUUGGAAUUUUUCUUGUGACAAUUGAUGGCUCUCAUGAGAAGCAUCUUGAGGAACUUUCUGAAUAUUUCCGGUUUGGGUUGUGGUGGAUAGCCCUAGGUGUUGCAUCUUCAAUUGGUCUUGGUUCUGGUUUGCACACCUUUGUCCUUUAUUUGGGCCCACAUAUUGCGCUGUUCACAAUAAAAGCAAUGAAAUGUGGUCGGGUUGACUUGAAAAGUGCUCCAUAUGAUACAAUACAGUUAAAAAGAGGCCCAUCAUGGCUUCUUAAGGAUUGCAGUGAAUUUGGAUCCCCAUUAUAUGGAGAACAGGUUCCCCUUAGUAGCAUAUUACCGAAGGUCCAGAUUGAAGCUGUGCUUUGGGGCAUUGGUACUGCACUUGGGGAGCUUCCUCCUUAUUUUAUCUCAAGGGCAGCACGCAUAUCAGGUAGCAGAUUGGAAGCCAUGGACGAAUUGGAUGAUUCCCCAACAGAAACUGAAGGAUUUUUCGCUGUGCAAUUAAAAAAAGUCAAACGCUGGUUCUUCACACACUCUCAACACUUGAACUUCGUCACAAUUUUAGUGCUUGCUUCGGUGCCAAAUCCACUCUUUGAUCUUGCUGGCAUCAUGUGUGGACAAUUUGGGAUUCCAUUUUGGAAGUUUUUUUUGUCUACGUUGAUUGGGAAGGCAAUUAUUAAAACUCACAUACAGACGGCUUUUAUCAUUUCUGUUUGUAAUAAUCAACUGCUGGAUUGGCUUGAGAAUGAAUUGAUUUGGGUACUAAGCUUUGUGCCUGGUCUUGCUCCUGUCUUGCCCAGCCUCAUAGCUAAAAUACAUACUGUCAAAGCAAAGUAUCUUAAACCUCCAACCCCUUCGAGUUCCCAGGGAAAGACAUGGGAUUUCUCGUUUGCUGCUGUGUGGAACACUGUUGUCUGGGUUAUGCUGAUGAACUUCUUUGUGAAGAUUGUGAAUGGAACUGCUCAGAGAUAUCUGAAGGAGAAACAGGACAGAGAGCUAGCUGCAUAUUCUAACGACUUACAAGCGUCAGCUCAAUUAAAUUAGGUAAGUGGCCUGAUAUACAAUUGUUAUGUCUUUUCCGUUUUUAUAAGUAGGUAAGGAGGAUAAUGUGAUGAUUCCUGCAACAGUCACAUCACAAUUGUUGGCCCUAAAAAUCACUCUGCUUUGUAUAGAAAUAGGAACACGAUUUAAUUAUGUGUCCUAUGACAUGUUGGAGCAAGCAUAAUUUAGUUAGGUUAAUUUUUUUUUCUCCUUGGGAAAGUAGUAGUGAAAUUGGAAUAUCCAACUCCUAUGAUUCUUUUGCAAUGCAAAGACAAAUUAUUUGCCCA